Talaromyces stipitatus ATCC 10500 is the source of this 737-nucleotide messenger RNA. Its product is annotated as mitochondrial 37S ribosomal protein MRPS16. NCBI's taxonomy places the organism in Eukaryota, Fungi, Ascomycota, Eurotiomycetes, Eurotiales, Trichocomaceae. Gene Ontology annotation, cellular component: ribosome; mitochondrial small ribosomal subunit. Gene Ontology annotation, biological process: mitochondrial translation. The coding region runs from base 75 to 398 and encodes 107 amino acids. The transcript has 3 exons. Gene Ontology annotation, molecular function: structural constituent of ribosome. The record is from RefSeq and is a predicted model, not a curated record.
GAGUGUCUCAACACUAUUGUGCUGCAACCACCACCUCGAAUACAAUUGUUCAGUCACUCGGUUCGUCUUUCAUAAUGGUUGUCAAGAUUCGAUUUGCGCGAUUUGGUCCGCGCCAUUCGCCAUUCUACAAUAUUGUUGUCGCACAAGCUAGGUCGGCGCGAGACUCCAAACCACUUGAGGUUGUCGGAACCUACAACCCCCUACCACAAAAACCGACCAAUUUGUCCGAGGAGGAAGCACGGGUCGCAAAGCCUUUUAAAGAGAUUUCAAUCGAUCGAUCACGAGUCAAGUAUUGGUUGGGUGUCGGUGCGCAGCCCACCGAUUCCGUGUGGCGGCUACUCAGUAUGGUUGGACUACUCGAACCCAAGCCGAACAGAUUUGCUCCGCAGAAGAAUUGAUCGGGCUUUCAGCUCCCCAACCGCGUUCAAUUAGGAGAAACUGAACUCACUAAAAAGGUAUAUGGUACGAAGAAGGGGAGGAUCUUUCGAGGAAUAUCAGGAAGCUAGCGAUUCUCGUGUGGCAGAAGUGUCCCGAGUACCACAGCAUUUUCGGCGUUUGGGUUCUGUCUAUAUAUCUUUCGCAUGUACAAUAUAGUCUGUACUAUUCGGUCUUUUAUCAGUUCUGGAGCUUUUCUCUAUAAGUAUAAGAAGUGGCAUAUCGACGUCCACUCGUUCCAAAUUUUUGGCAUUGAUGUAUGACCUUAGAUUUUCCUUUGAGGGUCAUGAUGUGCGUAAAUA